UCCAUCGCAAAGUUAUGAAUGACACAUCGACUGUGUAGUUUAUGUACCUACGCGAUAUAUGCAAGCUGAUCGUGUAAUUACGCUUAAUAGUACGUUUAAACAAAAUGUUUUCAGUGAUAAAAAAUAUAUUACUGUGUUUCGCUUGUUAAUAAAAUUGUUAAUAAAUUACAGCUAAAUUUAAACAUUCUUUAAACAUUCGUUAUGGCAACACCAAAAUUUCCUGUAAAAGAAGCGCAAUUAUUACCCGAUCAACAUGAAUUUGUUGUGCCAAAAAAGCGUAUCAAGAUACCGACCGAUAUAACAGUUUGGCAAAAGUCUGAAGCAUAUUUUGAAUACUUGGGAUUUAUUUUAGCAUUAAAUGAAGCUGUUCAAGGCAAAGCUUUGGAUGCAGAGUAUCCACAAUCUCCUUUAGUGGAUAAUGUUAUACAGAUGUUAAACAAAUUUGAUGAAUGGAUAACAGAAAUUCCACCUACUGAACAGCCCCAACGAUUUGGUAAUAAAUCAUUUCGUAUAUGGCACGAAAGAUUGGAACAGAAUGCAAUAGAGGAAUUAAAGCAAGUAUUACCAGAGGAAUUGCAUCGUGCAAUCCUAGAGAUAGUUCAAUAUUUAUAUGAAAGCUUUGGAAAUCCAACUCGUAUAGACUAUGGGACAGGUCAUGAAAUGGCUUUUCUCAUGUUUCUUUGUUGUAUGUUUAAGAUUGGUGCAUUCAAAGAAGAUGAUAAAGUUGCUGUUGUAAUAAAAGUAUUUAAUAGAUAUCUUGAGUUGGAACGUAGACUUCAAUUAACGUAUCGUAUGGAACCAGCAGGUAGCCAUGGUGUUUGGAGCUUAGAUGAUUAUCAAUUUGUACCCUUCAUAUGGGGUAGUGCUCAGCUUAUUGGACAUCCUAGAAUAGAACCCCGUCAUUUUGUAGAUCAAGCUAUUGUAGAAUCUUACAGCAAGAAAUACAUGUUCCUUGGCUGCAUUGAAUUUAUUUCAAAGGUGAAAAUAGGACCUUUUGCUGAACAUUCGAAUCAAUUGUGGAACGUUAGUGCAGUAUCCACAUGGUCGAAAGUAAAUAGUGGUCUUAUCAAGAUGUAUAAAGCAGAGGUGUUGGCAAAGUUUCCUGUUAUUCAACAUGUCUUCUUUGGUUCAUUAUUACCAUUAACACCAAUGAAUGCUCCUCCAAAUUACAGAGGAGUUCAUCUCAAUACACCACCACCACCACCACCAUCAGCAACAUCACAAUAAACAAAAAAUAAUUUGCGUAUUAAAUAUUAUUAUUAUAGUGGAACGUUUUAUUACAUUUCCCAAUACUUGUAAUAAAAUUUUACGUUAUCUUACACAUUUCAAUAUUCUACUUCUGCUAACUUUGAAUGUGUUUCUGUAGCUUAUUGAAAAGUUGUGUUCAUUUGUAAUAUAUAAAAAGAUAUUUUCACACAUUGUGAGUUGUAUGAUAGAAGAUGUA
Messenger RNA from Camponotus floridanus (Florida carpenter ant), 1444 nucleotides. Its product is annotated as serine/threonine-protein phosphatase 2A activator. NCBI's taxonomy places the organism in Eukaryota, Metazoa, Arthropoda, Insecta, Hymenoptera, Formicidae. The coding region runs from base 202 to 1227 and encodes 341 amino acids. Gene Ontology annotation, biological process: mitotic spindle organization. Gene Ontology annotation, molecular function: protein tyrosine phosphatase activator activity; peptidyl-prolyl cis-trans isomerase activity. Gene Ontology annotation, cellular component: nucleus; protein phosphatase type 2A complex; cytoplasm. The record is from RefSeq and is a predicted model, not a curated record. The transcript is spliced from 8 exons.